This is a messenger RNA of Camelina sativa (false flax), 2000 nucleotides long. RefSeq lists its product as uncharacterized. The record is from RefSeq and is a predicted model, not a curated record. Lineage: Eukaryota; Viridiplantae; Streptophyta; Magnoliopsida; Brassicales; Brassicaceae.
UAUAAAAAAGAGAGACCAAACCCAGUUCCCCAAGCAUUUACAAAGCAUAAAAGCAACACAUCACACAGCAUCGUAAGCCAACCACUCCAAACUAGUAAUAAAAAGUUGUCUUUCUCAAAAAGCCAAAAUAGUACUAGAAAAACAAAACGAAAAGAGUAGUAUGGAAGAAGAAGACGGAGACGCGUCUACGCCGUAUUGGCUCCAAUCACGCCGUAACAGCAACACUUACUUCCGCCGCACCGCAAGUCUCGGCGGCCGUGCAACCACCGUCGCCACUCAAAUAUUCUUCGCCGGAGCAGCUGCCAUCCUCAUAGUCUUCUUCAUUAUCCCUCCUUUCUUCUCCUCUGUUUCACAGAUUUUUCGACCUCAUUUAGUCCGUAGAAGCUGGGACUAUCUCAACUUCGUUCUCGUACUCUUCGCCGUCCUUUGCGGCUUCCUCAGCCGCAACUCCAAUAAUGACGAAACCAAUCAUAACAAAGAAGAAGACGUCAGUAACGAGUUCUCCAACUCGCCGUCCAUCAUCGAUCGAGGAGGUGUCACACCGCGUUAUUGGCUCGAUGAUCGUGGUGGUGAUCAGACGGUGUACAAGAGGUUUAGUAGAUUAAGGAGUGUUAGCUCGUAUCCAGAUCUGAGGCUCCGGGAAUACGAAGACGAUGAACGGUGGAGAUUUUACGAUGAUACACGUGUAAGUAAAUGCCGUUAUGAAGAUACAGAUCCGAUCUAUCCUAAUCAAAGUUACAGAAACUGGCAAGAGGAGGCUAAACCACCGCCGGAAGAUGUAGUUCAACCAGACCGCGAAGGCAGCAACGGAGAAGGAAGAAAAGUACAAAGCAACGGUUCCGAAGCUGAGAAAGUUGAGGUUGUUGCGACGGCCGAAGCUGAAGUAGUAGAAGAAGAGCUAACAGUGCCAUCUGCUCCGCCGUAUAUCCCGUCUCCUCCACCGUCUCCGCCACGUGCUCCCCCACAGCCUAAGCAAUCGAAGAGGAAGACUAAAAGAGUGUACCAAGAUGUUCCUCCAAAGGAAGAUAAGAAAGAGAGAGAUGAAUUUGUGGCGGUGGCGACGCCUCCGACAACUCCGAUCCCGCCUCCGACGACUGUGUAUCAGAGGAGCAAUAAACAAGAGAAGAAGAAAGGAGGAGCAACCAAAGAGUUUCUGAUAGCGUUACGGAGGAAGAAGAAGAAGCAGAGACAACAGAGCAUCGACGGACUCGAUUUACUCUUCGGCUCCGAUCCUCCAUUGGUCUAUACAAUGCCACAACCGCCGCCUCCGCCACCGCCUCCACCACCUUUCUUACAAGGGCUUUUCUCAUCCAAAAAAGGUAAAAGCAAAAGAACCAACAAUUCAAAUCCACCGCCUCCUCCUCCGCCACCACCUGAACGGAGAUAUGAAUCACGAGCAUCAAUCACGAAGCUCCGCAAAGCUCCAGUGGAAUCACGGACAUCUAAACCGAAUCCGCCAGCUAGAGUUACUCAAUUCAUAGGCACAGGAAGCGAAUCUCCAUUGUUACCGAUCCCGCCGCCGCCUCCUCCUCCGCCGUUUAAAAUGCCGGCUUGGAAAUUUGUCAAGCGUGGAGAUUACGUCAGGAUGGCUAGUGACAUCAGCAUAAGCUCCGACGAACCCGAUGAGUCGGAUGUAGCUCAGUCGGCCGGUGGGAGUAUGUUCUGUCUGAGCCCCGACGUAGAUACCAAAGCCGAUGAUUUCAUCGCGAGAUUCAGAGCUGGACUCAAAUUGGAGAAGAUGAACUCUGCCAAAAGAGGGAGAUCCAAUUUAGGACCCGAACCUGGACUCGAUGAAUCCGGAUCUUAAACGGGUUACAGGCCUUAGCCCAAGCGUAUAGAGUUUAUUUCUUUCUUAAUGGGCUUUUUUUGUAUCGUUGGUUUUUUUAUUUUGGUUGAAUUUUUUGGCUUACUACAUUGUGUUGUUUUUUCUUUACAUUUAUUAAAUUUUCUUAUACGUAUAAUCUUGUGGUGUAUACAUAAAUAAACACAACUCUUACCUA